Molecule: messenger RNA, 4842 nt
Organism: Electrophorus electricus (electric eel)
Lineage: Eukaryota; Metazoa; Chordata; Actinopteri; Gymnotiformes; Gymnotidae
Gene: col2a1b
Product: collagen, type II, alpha 1b
Molecular function (GO): protein binding; extracellular matrix structural constituent
Source: RefSeq, a predicted model, not a curated record
GUCACAGGACUCGGGUUUCAGGACCACAGGGGGUAGGGGUGGGCUUUUACUUGAGAACGUGCGUAGAUCCAUUGAACGUUCAGUUGUGCGCCCAUAAAAUCACGCUAUAUAACCUGGAGGACUAACAGAAGAGGGGCUACGGCUGGAUAUCCUAUUAGAUCCGCAAAACGGACUGGACUGGCCGAGAGGACGGCGUCUGCUUCCACCGUCUCUCUCAAAGCCUCGCAUGUCUAAUAUUUAGACAUGUACCGCUUUCUGGAUUCGAGGACUGUACUGUUAUGUUUGGCAGCACAUAUUGUGCUUUUAGCGGUUGUCAAAUGUCAAGAAGAAAGUGAUCAGGAUGCAGGUAGCUGUACACAAGAUGGCCAGCACUAUAGUGAUAAGGAUGUGUGGAAACCAGAGCCAUGUCGCAUUUGUGUGUGUGACAUGGGCACAAUCCUGUGCGAUGAGAUCGUCUGUGAAGAGCUCAGGGACUGCCCCAAACCAGAGAUCCCAUUUGGAGAGUGCUGCCCCAUCUGUGCUCCUGAUCAACCUGCUUAUAGUGGAGUGCCAGGUGCUAAGGGGCAGAAAGGAGACCCAGGAGACAUCACAGAUGUCAUUGGUCCCAGAGGACCAGCAGGUCCCAUGGGACCUCCAGGAGAGCAUGGACCCCAUGGAAAGAGAGGCGAGAAAGGAGAAAAGGGGAGCCCUGGACCCCGAGGCAGAGAUGGUGAGCCUGGAACGCCUGGAAAUCCUGGUCCACCGGGACCCUCAGGACCUAACGGCCCUCCUGGCCUCGGAGGGAACUUUGCAUCACAGAUGGCUGGUGGAUUUGAUGACAAAGCAGGAGGUGCACAAAUGGGUGUGAUGCAGGGACCUAUGGGCCCUAUGGGUCCCAGAGGACCACCUGGCUCAACUGGAUCACCUGGUCCGCAGGGUUUCCAAGGCAACCCCGGAGAGCCUGGAGAAUCUGGUGGCUCUGGCUCUAUGGGUCCCCGUGGUCCCCCUGGUCCCCCCGGCAAACCUGGAGAUGAUGGUGAAGCGGGUAAGCCGGGCAAGUCUGGUGAUCGCGGCCCUUCUGGACCACAGGGAGCGCGUGGGUUUCCUGGAACUCCUGGUCUACCUGGAAUCAAAGGACACAGAGGUUAUCCAGGUCUUGAUGGACCAAAGGGAGAGACGGGAGCUGUUGGUUCUAAGGGAGAGGCAGGUGCUCCUGGUGAAAGUGGAGCUCCAGGGCCAAUGGGUCCGCGUGGUCUGCCCGGAGAACGAGGACGUCCAGGUUCUUCUGGACCUACGGGAGCUCGUGGAAACGAUGGCUUACCUGGACCUUCUGGUCCUCCUGGUCCUGUUGGACCUGCUGGAUCUACAGGAUUCCCCGGUUCCCCAGGUGCUAAGGGUGAAGCUGGACCCACUGGUGCUCGGGGGCCUGAGGGUGCGCAGGGACCCCGUGGAGAGUCAGGAACACCUGGAUCUCCUGGACCUUCUGGAAUUUCUGGUAACUCCGGUACAGAUGGAAUGCCUGGAGCCAAAGGAUCAGCUGGAGCCCCUGGUAUAGCUGGAGCUCCUGGAUUUCCAGGUCCCCGUGGGCCUCCUGGACCUCAAGGAGCAACUGGACCCCUCGGACCAAAAGGGCAGUCUGGUGAUCCUGGUGUCCCAGGGUUCAAGGGUGACGCUGGCCCCAAAGGAGAGAUAGGCCGUGCUGGUCCUCAAGGAGUACUAGGCCCUGCUGGAGAGGAGGGUAAGAGAGGGCCCAGAGGAGAACCUGGAGCUUCUGGACCACCUGGGCCCCCUGGAGAGAGAGGAACUCCUGGUAAUCGUGGUUUCCCAGGACAGGAUGGUUUAGCAGGUCCCAAGGGUGCCCCUGGUGAGCGUGGCCUUGCUGGAGUAUCUGGGCCUAAAGGUGCCAGUGGUGAUCCUGGACGCCCUGGUGAACCUGGUCUUCCUGGUGCUAGAGGCCUGACUGGCCGUCCAGGUGAUGCUGGUCCUCAGGGUAAAGUUGGUCCAUCUGGAGCUCCUGGUGAGGACGGUCGUCCUGGACCCUCGGGGCCCCAGGGUGCUCGGGGUCAGCCUGGAGUUAUGGGGUUCCCUGGACCCAAGGGUGCCACUGGUGAUGGGGGGAAGCCAGGGGACAAAGGACUUCCUGGUGCUCCUGGACUACGGGGCCUGCCUGGUAAAGAUGGUGAAACAGGUGCAGGUGGGCCCCCAGGUCCUGCUGGACCUGCUGGAGAGAGAGGAGAACAAGGGCAGCCUGGGCCACCUGGUUUCCAGGGUCUGCCUGGCCCUCCAGGGCCGCCUGGCGAGGGAGGGAAACCUGGAGAUCAGGGAGUCCCAGGAGAAGCUGGUCUUGCAGGAAUCACUGGACCCAGAGGAGAGCGUGGUUUCCCAGGAGAACGAGGAGGCGCAGGACCCCAGGGUCUACAGGGACCACGUGGUCUUCCUGGAACUCCAGGAACUGAUGGACCCAAGGGAGCUGUUGGUCCUGCUGGAACCCCUGGUGCUCAAGGGCCCCCUGGUCUGCAAGGCAUGCCCGGCGAGAGAGGACCUUCCGGUGUUCCAGGACCAAAGGGUGACAGAGGAGACAACGGUGACAAGGGACCUGAAGGAGCUGCCGGCAAAGACGGAGCACGGGGUUUGACUGGCCCAAUUGGACCUCCUGGCCCUGCUGGUCCCAAUGGUGAGAAGGGAGAGUCCGGACCCGCGGGACCCUCUGGACCUGCUGGUGCUCGUGGUGCCCCUGGUGACCGGGGUGAGACGGGUCCACCUGGUGCCGCCGGGUUCGCUGGGCCUCCUGGUGCCGAUGGUCAGCCUGGUGUCAAGGGGGAGCAGGGGGAGGGUGGGCAGAAAGGAGAUGCAGGAGCCCCUGGACCACAAGGGCCCUCUGGAGCUCCAGGACCUCAGGGACCAACUGGUGUUUAUGGACCUAAAGGUGCUCGUGGUGCUCAAGGACCUCCUGGAGCUACUGGAUUCCCAGGAGCUGCUGGCAGAGUUGGGCCACCAGGUCCCAAUGGUAAUCCUGGCCCGCCUGGUCCGGCUGGGCCUCCUGGGAAGGACGGUCCUAAGGGUGUGCGUGGAGAUGGUGGUCCCCCAGGUAGACAGGGUGACUCUGGCCUGCGUGGACCUGCUGGUCCACCUGGAGAAAAGGGAGAACCCGGGGAGGAUGGCCCUCCUGGUCCAGAUGGCCCAGGAGGUCCCCAGGGUCUUGCUGGGCAGCGUGGUAUUGUGGGUCUGCCAGGACAGCGUGGUGAAAGAGGCUUCCCUGGCCUUCCAGGGCCGUCUGGAGAGCCUGGGAAGGAGGGGACUCCAGGAGGACCUGGAGAUCGCGGCCCUCCUGGACCCGUAGGGCCACCUGGACUAACAGGUCCAUCAGGAGAAGCUGGUAGAGAGGGCAACCCUGGAUCAGAUGGUCCUCCUGGUCGGGACGGUGCCCCGGGAGUUAAGGGGGACCGCGGUGAAACUGGCUCGGCUGGGCCUCCUGGUGCGCCAGGUGCUCCUGGUGUCUCGGGGCCUGUUGGUCCCACUGGCAAACAGGGGAACAGAGGAGAGGCUGGACCCCAAGGACCCACUGGACCUCCAGGACCUGCUGGAGCGAGAGGAAUGGCUGGACCCCAAGGACCCCGUGGAGAUAAAGGAGAGUCCGGUGAAUCUGGAGAGCGGGGCCAGAAGGGUCAUAGAGGGUUCACAGGUCUCCAGGGUCUACCUGGGCCUCCAGGCCAGGCUGGUGACCAGGGUGCUGUAGGACCCACUGGACCAAGUGGAGCAAGGGGACCACCAGGCCCUGUUGGUCCAUCCGGAAAAGACGGAUUCAAUGGCCUGCCUGGCCCGAUUGGACCUCCUGGACCCCGUGGUCGCUCUGGAGAGACUGGACCAGCUGGUCCCCCUGGUAAUCCCGGACCCCCUGGACUUCCUGGGCCUCCUGGACCUGGAAUCGAUAUGUCUGCCUUUGCCGGUCUGUCUCAUCUAGAGAAGGCCCCUGAUCCGCUGAGAUACAUGAGAGCUGACCAGGCGGCAGGAGGCACCAGGCAGCAUGACGCAGAGGUGGAUGCUACCCUCAAGUCCCUAAAUAACCAGAUCGAGAGUAUACGUAGCCCCGAUGGCACCAAGAAGAACCCUGCACGCACCUGCAGAGACCUCAGGAUGUGCCACCCAGACUGGACGAGCGGAGAGUAUUGGAUCGAUCCUAACCAGGGCUGCACCGUUGAUGCCAUGAAGGUCUUCUGCAACAUGGAAACUGGUGAAACUUGUGUCCACUCCAAACCUGACAAAAUCCCACGCAAGAACUGGUGGAGCAGCAAGAGCAGCCACCGCAAACACGUCUGGUUUGGGGAGACCAUGAAUGGUGGAGUCCAUUUUAGCUAUGGUGACGACAACUUGACUCCUAACACUGCCAGCAUCCAGAUGACUUUCCUGAGGCUGUUGUCCACAGAGGCCUCACAGAACCUCACGUAUCACUGCAAAAAUAGUGUGGCUUACAUGGACCAGAGCACAGGCAACCUGAAGAAGGCUCUGAUUUUGCAAGGUUCCAACGACAUGGAGAUCAGAGCUGAAGGCAACAGCCGCUUCAGAUACAGUGUGCUGGAGGACAGCUGCAUGAGUCACACAGGGCAGUGGGGCAAAACGGUGAUUGAGUACAAGUCUCAGAAGACCUCCCGCCUGCCCAUUGUGGAUAUUGCCCCUCUGGACGUUGGUGGGGCUAAUCAGGAAUUUGGCGUUGAUGUUGGUGCAGUCUGCUUUUUAUAAAGGAGGGCGCAUGGGAAAAACAAGAAAAGAAAAAGAACACAAAGGAAUGAAAGCAGAGAAAAAUGAAGAUCAAGACGUUUGUUUUUAGCAGGACUUCUAAACUAUUUCCCAAAUGUAAUCUUAGGA